AAAUCUGUACAAACAGUACAUUGAUGAGAUGAUCAUUCUACCUGGCAAGAAGACCAAAUCCAAAGAGUCCGCUAGUGGCCAGCUUGAGGACCAUCCAUUGAACCUGAACCCAGACAGUGAGUGGAGUGGGACAUUCCGGGACAAUGAGCAACUGAUCCAGAUUGACAAAGACUGCAGGCGGCUGUGUCCAGAUUUGUCAUUCUUCCAACAAGCCACAGACUUCCCAUGUGAAGAGCUGGUCCACUCAUCGUCAAACGUUGAAACUCUCCAUAAACGUGUGGAACAGUGUGUCCUGCAGUCGGAAACAGUAGCUAAAAACAGAAUGGGAACCUACUAUAAUACAGUGUCUAAGAAACGAACAUUGAAUGAACAGUAUGCGGUCCUGCCAGACGGGAAAGAGGCUCAUUGGGAGGUUGUGGAGAGGAUUCUGUUUGUCUACGCCAAGUUAAAUCCUGGCCUUGGAUAUGUACAGGGAAUGAAUGAAAUCCUAGGACCUAUCUACUACACAUUUGCCACUGACCCAGAUCAAGAUUGUAGAGAAUUUGCUGAAGCUGACUCUUUCUUCUGUUUCACCAGCUUGAUGGCGGAGAUCCGGGACUUCUUCAUCAAGACUUUGGAUGACUCCCAGUACGGCAUAGGCAGCAAAAUGUGCCACCUGAUGGAAUUGGUCAAGCAGUUCGACCGGCCUCUGUGGCAGAGUUUGCAGGAUCAGGAGCUAAAGCCCCAGUUCUAUGCCUUCCGGUGGAUCACACUGCUUCUCUCACAGGAAUUUGAGUUGCCUGAUGUCCUCAGGAUCUGGGACUCUCUGUUUGCGGACAGCAACAGAUUUGAGUUUCUUCAUUUUGUUUGCUGUGCAAUGUUGAUGUCAGUUAGAAAUGAGCUUUUAAGAGGGGAUUUUCCCAACAGCAUGAAACUAGUCCAGAACACGUCCUCAUCCAUUGACCUAGAACAAGUGUUAACCAAGGCUAGAGAACUGUACAGUAUGUAA
Molecule: messenger RNA, 988 nt
Organism: Candidula unifasciata
Lineage: Eukaryota; Metazoa; Mollusca; Gastropoda; Stylommatophora; Geomitridae
Source: the annotation of a GenBank genome assembly